This is a messenger RNA of Nothoprocta perdicaria, 4395 nucleotides long. RefSeq names its product RHO family interacting cell polarization regulator 2 (gene RIPOR2). The coding region runs from base 24 to 3227 and encodes 1067 amino acids. The record is from RefSeq and is a predicted model, not a curated record. NCBI's taxonomy places the organism in Eukaryota, Metazoa, Chordata, Aves, Tinamiformes, Tinamidae. The transcript is spliced from 22 exons.
UAUCUUCCAGGCUGCCGGAAAUCAUGUCAAUAGGAUCACAUUCAUUCUCCCCAGGAGGUCCUAAUGGGAUUAUUAGGAGCCAAUCCUUCGCUGGCUUCAGCGGUCUUCAAGAAAGACGCUCCAGGUGCAACUCUUUUAUUGAAAAUUCCUCUGCACUCAAGAAGCCCCAAGCGAAAGUGAAGAAAAUGCAUAAUUUGGGCCAUAAGAACAGCACCACGCCUAAAGAGCCCCAGCCUAAGAGGAUGGAGGAAGUCUACAGAGCUUUAAAGAAUGGCCUGGACGAGUACCUGGAGGUUCACCAGGCGGAGCUGGAUAAGUUGACUGCUCAGCUAAAAGACAUGAAAAGAAACUCACGCCUGGGAGUCCUGUAUGAUUUGGAUAAGCAAAUCAAAGCGGUUGAGAGAUACAUGAGACGGCUGGAGUUCCACAUUAGCAAGGUGGAUGAGCUUUACGAAGCCUACUGCAUCCAAAGACGCCUCUGUGACGGUGCCAGCAAAAUGAAGCAAGCCUUUGCGAUGUCUCCUGCCAGCAAAGCAGCCCGGGAGAGUUUAACAGAGAUCAACAGGAGUUACAAGGAGUACACAGAGAACAUGUGUACCAUAGAAGCAGAGCUGGAAAACCUAUUGGGGGAGUUUUGCAUCAAGAUGAAAGGUCUGGCCGGCUUCGCUCGCCUGUGUCCGGGAGAUCAAUACGAGAUUUUCAUGCGUUACGGCCGCCAGCGAUGGAAACUGAAAGGCAAAAUAGAGGUGAACGGCAAGCAGAGCUGGGACGGAGAGGAGAUGGUUUUCCUCCCGCUCAUCGUUGGGCUCAUCUCCAUCAAGGUCACAGAAGUUAAAGGACUUGCUACUCACAUCCUUGUGGGAAGUGUUACUUGUGAAACCAAGGACCUAUUUGCAGCUCGACCCCAGGUGGUUGCAGUAGACAUUAACGACCUUGGCACAAUAAAGCUGAACCUUGAAAUCACCUGGUACCCAUUUGAUGUUGAAGACUUGACCCCCUCUGCAGGAAACAUGAGCAAGGCAUCUGCCCUCCAAAGAAGAAUGUCCAUGUACAGCCAAGGCACUCCGGAGACGCCAACCUUCAAGGAGCACUCGUUCUUUAAAUGGCUGCAUCCUCUGCAAGAGAGGCCAAAGCUCUCACUCUUAGAUGCUCUGCAAGACACUUUCUUUGACAAGCUUCGGCGCAGUCGCUCUUUCAGUGACCUGCCAUCGCUCAGGCUAAGCCCAAAAGCAGGCCUAGAGCUAUACACGAAUCUGUCAGAUGACGUCUUUGAAAAUGGCACAGCAGCCACGGAGAAGCGGCCUCUUUCCUUCACUUUUGGCGACCUGCCUUACGAAGGCCGCUCGUCCCCCGCCAGCUCAGCAGAGUCCUCCUCUGCCCAUGUCAGUUCCAGCCCCGACAUCACCGUGACCCCCGCGCAGCACCCAGCUCUCAAGUCCUCCAAAAGCUCAAGCCUGGACUGUAGCAGCACUGACUCCUCCUGCAGAGACUCGGUCGCUGAACCCAAGGACCCCAAGUCCCAGGGAGAGGGAGCAGUGAUUGAGAACAAGGCAGCUCCGAGGGCAGCUUCCGAUUGCCAAAAGCCCUCCGCUGCCGAGAGCGACCGCGUCUUCAUGGAGACAAGCGUCCCGGUGUCCCUGCUGCAGGACACGGAUGAGGGCUCCGAGCUGAAGCCGGUGGAGCUGGAUCCCUACGAGGGCAACAUCACGAAGCAGCUGGUGAAAAGGCUGACGUCGGCAGAGGCCCCCCUGACCCCAGAGCGGCUGCUGUGCGAGGGAUCCAUAAGCGGAGAAUCAGAGGGAUAUAAGUCUUACCUCGAUGGAAGCAUAGAGGAAGCCUUGCAAGGGCUGCUCUUAGCUCUUGAGCCACAUAAAGAGCAGUAUAAAGAGUUUCAGGACCUGGACCAAGAAGUGAUGCAUCUGGACGACAUCCUAAAAUGCAAGCCAGCAGUAAACCGAAGCAGGUCCUCCAGUUUAAGUCUAACAGUUGAAAGUGCUUUAGAAAGCUUUGAUUUCCUGAACACCUCUGACUUUGAUGAUGAGGAUGGUGGUGGUGAGGAGGUUUGUAAUGGUGGAGGAGGUGCAGACUCAGUAUUUUCAGAUACUGAGAUUGAGAAGAAUAGUUACAGGCCAGAGCACCCCGAGGCCAGAGGCCACCUCAGCGAAGCUCUCACUGAAGACACGGGCGUUGGGACCAGCGUGGCAGGCAGUCCUCUUCCCCUGACCACGGGAAACGACAGCCUGGACAUUACCAUAGUUAAGCACCUGCAGUACUGCACGCAGCUCAUUCAGCAAAUUGUGCUCUCCAGUAAAACACCAUUUGUCGCAAGAGACCUCCUGGAUAAGCUAUCAAGACAGAUCCUGGUGAUGGAGAACAUUGCGGAGAUCAGCGCUGAGCACUUGGGAAACCUUACCUCCCUCACGGAUGCGAUUCCAGAGUUUCACAAGAAGCUGUCACUACUGGCUUUCUGGACAAAAUGUACUGGGCCUUCAGGAGUGUAUCACACAUCUGCAGACAAGAUGAUGAAGCAGCUAGAUAUCAAUUUUGCCACCACUGUGAAUGAAGAAUGUCCAGGACUUGCAGAAACGGUCUUCAGAAUUCUGGUGUCUCAGAUCCUGGACCGAACAGAGCCCGUCCUCUACUCCAGUAUGUCCUCAGAAAUCAUAACAGUCUUUCAGUAUUACAACUACUUUGCCAGCCACAGUGUUAAUGACCUUGGAAGCUAUCUGCUGCAGCUUGCAAAAGAAGCCUCUGUGGUUCAGAUGCUACAGUCAGUGAAAGAUGGGAAACUGCAGCAGAACAUGCCUAAGAUAAACUCUAAUAACCUUCCACCACAACAAGAAGUAUUGAGAGCGCUGGCUUUGCUUCUGACGGAGAAUAAAAAUGAAGUCAGUGAGACUGUGGCAUCGCUUCUGACAGCUACUGCAGAAAACAGGCACUUCAGGGAGAAGGCCUUGAUUUAUUACUGUGAAGCACUUACCCAGCCCAACCUCCAGCUGCAGAGAGCAGCUUGCCUGGCUCUAAGGUACCUCAAGGCUACUGAGAGUAUUAAAAUGCUAGUCACACUCUGCCAGUCUGACAAUGAAGAGAUCAGAAAAGUGGCAUCUGAAACCCUGCUCUCCCUCGGUGAGGAUGGGAGACUGGCAUACGAACAGCUGGACAAAUUCCCUCGAGAAUUCGUUAAAGUUGGAAGUCGACGUGGAAUGGAAGCUGCCACAGCUUUUUAGAUGAAAAAGAACCUGCCUAAAAUUUAACAGUCAAAAAAAGAUGGAGCAUAACUGAGUACGGGAAGUAGAAGGAAGACUUGGCAGAAUUCCAUGUGAAUGUCCUGAAAUGUAGCAAUUUAAAGAGUUUUUAAAGAAAAGCAAAAUGUAAGAUCCAGCUAUAGAGUUCCUACUGGCUCCUCUAUGCAGCUUAUGAUGGAACAGCUGGAUGCUGAGGAAGAAUAGUCUUUUGAUUGCUCUGUAAUAAUGUAUUUGCAGUUAUUCAGCCUCAGCAAACUCCCGAGUUUUUAAAGCCCAGCUUCUUCCUAGAUUUUACAGAAUAUAAUAUUUGCUUCUUUUAAGUUGUUGUGCAAGCUUGAAAUAUGUGCUGCAGUAUCAGACAGGACACGUGGGAGUCCACGCAAGCAGAGCUAUGGAUAAGCCUCCCUCCCGCUGGGAGGCGGGUGGCUGCGGCCUUGCGGCGGGGCCAGCAGCGCCGCCCCAGCCCACGCCGCCGCCGGCGUCUCACAGCUGCCUCGACGCUGAGGUAAAGGACUCGUGUGGCCGAGCGCUGCCUCCAGAAGCAGCACGAUGCGAGCCCUGGGAGGCGUCACUUCAGUGACUCAUGCUCAGCACCUCUGCUGCUCUUCUAUUUCCUUCCUCUUGCCCUCCAACAGUGACCGUCAUUAAUCCUGGGAUUUGCUGGGGGGAGGUGAACAAUCACGUACGUUCAGAAAAACGAUAUGGAAAGGUGAAGUGCUCUCCUCACCCCCUCUUUUCAGGGAGACCAAAAGCGAGUACAACAUAUUGCACAAGUCCCCAAGCCAAGUUCUGCAGGCUGCAAGCAGGACUCAUACCCUCUAACUAGUAGCUUCCCUAGAGUGAUGGCAAUAUAAAGUACUAGAACUAGAACAAAAGUGGACCUCAGAGGCAGUAAUAAACAGUGUGAAGUGAGUGCGGUCGCUGCCCUCACUGCAAAAAUGGAAGACGGUGCCUCACGAUGUUGGUUGUGGGCCUUAAGUUAACAGAGAUGAGUAGAAUUGAACAGAAGAGUGUUCUUGUACUGUGUUCAUUAUGCAUGAAAUGCUAUUUAGAUGUCAAUUAAAGUAUCCAGAUUUGCAUAGAUUAUAUAACGGAAGAUUGCAAACAUCUCACAUCAAAAAGAAGCUCUGUGCGCCAAACGCAUUUGGCA